Molecule: messenger RNA, 8751 nt
Organism: Prinia subflava (tawny-flanked prinia)
Lineage: Eukaryota; Metazoa; Chordata; Aves; Passeriformes; Cisticolidae
Product: phospholipase A2, membrane associated-like
Exons: 8
Coding region: 2238-2756 (172 amino acids)
Biological process (GO): phospholipid metabolic process; negative regulation of T cell proliferation; lipid catabolic process
Molecular function (GO): calcium ion binding; phospholipid binding
Source: RefSeq, a predicted model, not a curated record
GAGGGAGGGGGAGUCCUUCUGAUCCUCCUGGCUACAAAUGAUCCCUGAGCCAGUUUUUUUCUGGGAACACCCCACAUAACGCUGACCUUGUCCAUCCCUCCCCAUUAAUCCCUUUCUAAACCCACUCCUACCCAAGCAGCUGCUGCUCCCACUAACAGAUGCCCAUGGAAGGCAGCAAGACACGAGCAAUAAAUAUCCACCAUAAACUUGGGGGUCUCCACCCUGCAGGGUGGGAGGAUCAAGGCGAACCGGAGCACUAAAAAUAAAUAAAAUAAGUGGGGAAAUAGUUUCCUAUCAGCUCACCCCAGCCCAGGAUGUUUAGCAAUGCUGCAGAUCAAAGCACAUGGGGUAUUUGCACUUCAGUAAGGCCCUGAGCAAACAGAUGGGUGGGUGAUACCUGGCUCUCCUUGCUCCAUAGGAAGGCUGAAAAGUUCCACAUUUCCAAAGGGAUAAUAACUUCCACGAGUGGUUUUUAAGCCCUUGAGUUUGUGGGUUAGUAAGACUGGGUUUAGUUUUGUGUGGGCACACCCUGAGUGGAUCCUUCACAGAGGGGAGGGCUUAAAAUGAGGGGAUUUAAAAAUUAUCCAUGUGUGGAUCCCAAAUCCACAUGAUCCCAGCCCUCUGAUCUCCAGUCAUGCCUCUGGACAAUGCUUUUCACACAGAUUUAUCCAAACUCUACAGCAAAACCCCAGAUUCUCCCCCCAAAUCCAAGGGCCUCCAAUACCAAAGCAGGAGCAGCACAGACAACAACUAUCACAGUGGGAAAAACCUUCUGCAGUGGAAGUAUUUUGUGGAGGAGGUGGGAAAGGAAUUGAUUAAUUUAUUAUUAGGGAUGCCCUGGUUUUAAAAGCCAGGUGGGGAAAGCAGGGGUUGGGGUUGUCACUGGUAUUUUGGAGUGGUUUCUGGUGCAGGUGACGGAGGCAGAUGAGAUGUCACUCCCCAUCCUUAACAGGCUUGGAUGGGGUUUUAUUCCACUUGCAGCAGGAAAUAAAAGUUUAGAGAGAAGGGAAACCCUAGGACAGACAUCUCUGCCACCUUGGAGGUGACAUCCCUUCCAGUCUCAGCUUUGGUGGCUCUCAGAAUUUUGACAAAAGUUUCUCUUCUUGACUGCAGAUCAGUCAGUCCCUUCUUCACAAUUCCCAAGCCCGAAUUCCCUUCCCCAGAAGCGUGAUUAAUCCCUGAGGGUGGGGCCCUGCAUACCUGCGUUUGUGUCUGUGUUUGCUCUUGGCCCCAUGGUUUCAAGGGAAAACAGCAGCUUUUGUUCCUUAUCUCCUCUGGUUUUCUGUCUCCCCCGUGCCUCUGUAUCACGUUUGGGUUAUGGUAAUUAAAUAAACUGUAUUCCCAAAGCAGUCCAAGUCGGGUUUUCGUGGCUUUUCCAGCCUUUGCUGCUGGUGGUUUAAUUUCACAGACCCCUUCCCCCUGGGCAGACAGGAAAACCUGAGGGCAGGGCAGGAAAACUGCAGAGCCAGGAAUUGCAAUCCCGGUGUUUGCUGCUGUCCCUUGCAGUUUGGCACAGCUGGAUUUGGAUGCAGCCAUGGAUCUCGGGGGGAGUCACAAGGAAGGAGCCAAGGGGAGCCAUCCUUGAGGCUUCAGGGGGUGAGCUGGCAAAACUGAGGAAAUGCUGAGCCCAAAGUGCUGCCUCUACACCUGGAGCAAGGAUUCAGCAGCCUCUGAGGUGCCACCCUGGGUGUAAAAAUCACUUUUAUCCCAUUUCUCCAGCCAUCAAAUCCCAUGGAUUUUAAAACCAUGGUGAUGGCCAAGGCCUCGACUGGCCUCGUGCCCGGUGAUGAGCGAGAUGAUGGAGGAAGUGUUGGUGCUCACUGCUGUGGGAAAACUCGUGGGUUUUGGGGAAGAGAAGGAUGGGAAUCAGCUCCCUGUUCCAGGCAAGCCUGCCUUGGGGGACUGACACCAUCAGCACAGAUAAAGGAGGGGGUGGGCCUCCCAGGGAUAUAAACCCACCCCGCUGAGCCGGCAGCGUUGGAGCUGCAGGUCCUGGCAGGGUAAGGAGAGGGGAUUUCACUGCCCUGGUGCUCAUCAGGCAGCUCAGGGCACGGGGGGAAAGCUGCAGGUCCUGAGCUGCUCCAGCAGCCCCAGGCAGGAUGAGCCACUGCGUCCCUGGCAAGCCCCACAUCCCAAAACUGGGAUACAGAACCUUUGGGAUGCCCUGGGUGAUCCCUCCCAGCGCUGGGCACCCACAGUGACACAAAUGUCACCUGAGGCAUCGCCCAGCUGGCUCCAUGUCCCUGGUGGGACCUACAGACCCUUCUGUCCUGCCCCUGGAUCGUCACCUGUCCUUAUUCCCUCUCCAGGGCAGUCCCAGGAUGAGGAAUCUCCUCCUUGCCGUGCUCCUGGCUUGUGGGCUGCUCCCGGCCAGCACCAGCGUCCUGCAGCUGGAGAGGAUGAUCAGGGCUGCCACGGGCAGGAGCGCCCUGCUGUCCUACAGCUGGUACGGCUGUUUCUGCGGCAUCGGGGGCUCCGGGACCCCCGUGGAUGCCACCGACCGGUGCUGCCAAGCCCACGACUGCUGCUACAGGAGGCUGAGGGAGGGCAGCUGCAGCCCCCUGACCACCCCGUACAGCUUCAGCUCCAGCGACGGGCACGUCUCCUGCAGCAGCGAGCAGAGCUGGUGCGAGAGGGAGACCUGCCUGUGCGACACCGCGGUGGCUUCGUGCUUCGCCAGCACCCUGCACUCCUACAACGACUCCUACCGCUUCUACUUCAAGCUCAAAUGCCAAGGAAACAAGCUCCAGUGCUGAGGAGGGGGAAUCUGCGCACAAAUUCCAGAUUUUGGCCGGGUUUCCCCAGCAAGAAGAGCCUGGGCUGGAGGCUCAGAAGAGGGAGAGCCCCCGAGGCUCCCCGUGAGGUGCUGCUCAGGGGGAGAAGGGCACGCACACCACGGAGGGAGAGCCACCAGUUCCUGGAAAGACACAGCAGCUUCCUCUUUCUUGUGCCUUCCUCCUCUCCUGAUUUCAUUUCCCAGCAAAGAGAAUAAAGAGAUGCAAUAAAAGGGAUGCAAACUGGUUCUCCGUGGUAUUUCUCUGUAAGGGUUGUUGAGUUUGGGGAGCACCUCUGCAUCCCACACCUCAGCCACACCGUUUGCCCGACACCCCAACAUUUCCAUGGUCCUGUCAGGGCUGCAAUUCACACAUCUAUCCCAGUGUGGAGUAAUGAGUUUGGGGAACAGGUUGCCCAGAGAAGCUGUGAUGCCCCAGGAUCCCUGGAAGUGUCCCAGGCCAGGUUGGACAGGGCUGGGAGCAGCCUGGGACAGUGGAAGGUGUCCUUGCCCAUGGCAGGGGGGCACUGGGUGAGCUUUAAGAUCCCUUCCAGCCCAAACCAAUCUGGGUUUCUACAAAUUUCUAAUUCCUAGCUCAGAAGCCACAUCCAAACAGCUUUGUGAGAAACACUACCAACAAGAGGCUUCACAUCACAGUGAGUUUUAAGUUGUAAAUAAUUUUUCUGUCCCUCUUGUCCAGAGUCAGGACAACUUGAAGCACAGGGAGAAGCUCACAGGAGUAUCCCCAGUAUCUUCUGGGAUGUUUGGCUUCUGGCACAUGAGGAUUUUACUAGCAAUGACACAACUGCUCUUUUAUAUCUAUUUCCUGCUAUAAACAAUUCCAUACAACGCAUUUCACAGAAACACAUCUUCUUAUGCAAACAGACUAAAAGCAGGAGUACCUAAAAAGCAUGAGUACCUAAAUUAAUUGCAAAUGAUUAAUGAGACAGUAAUUAGGCUGAGGAGCAUUAAUGGGCUAUGUGCAAUUCAGAUAAGCACAAGGCACAUGCCAGCCAGGGAGCAUCACUCGUGACACCAGAGACACCAAAGUGGAGCUGGAGUCAGGGCUUGGCUGAAACUUUGUCAGUGGAGGACAAGAAGAAACUGUUUUUCCAGCAGGUUAAGACAAAAGACACAGAUCGCCUGCCUUCCUUAAUGUCCCUCCCAAACCAAAUCAGUCUGGCCAUGAUUCUUGGAAAUAAGGGUUAAAUCAUCCACAGGGGAAGGAACAUGUCAAGGUCUUGACCACUUACAUUAUGCAGGUGCUAAUUUAGGGGAGCAGCUGAUGACUGAAUGGUUGAUGCACAAGGGCAAAAUGUGGGGGUGAAAAAUCACAAGCAGAGAAAUAAAGGGAAGUUGCACUUUCUCACCUCAGAAUAUUCAUUUUGCUUCUGUUUUCUCAUGGUGAGUGAGGGUGUAAUCAUCCAGUGUCUGCCCAGCCUCGUGUCUCUGGGAACUGCACAUUUAGAGAUGUUUUCAGUGUUGCCCAUAGACUUUUCCCAAAGAAGUGAUAACUCUCCUUGAACCCCUUCCACCUCCUUGAAACCCCCAAACUUGCAGUGUCCAUGCCCAGUCUGAACUAGAGCUGCUCCUUCCUCCUUGAUGCAGCUCCUCAGUGCUGGGAAGGGCAGAGGAGAAGGGUCUUGGGCAUCUCUGACCAAGGCAGAGUUUGUUUGCUUCCUCCUCGAGCUGGAAGUGACGCCGCUUUUCCACCUCAUCCUACCCAGCACCCAUGCAUGGGGUCCAGAGCUGAGGCUUUAGGGGAUUUUUCAUAUUCCUUGGAAGGGGGAAGGGUUCCUUCUCCUUUACAGGGAAGCCCAGUCAGCAAGAUUUGGGUUGAAGGAGCCCCAGGCAGAUGGCAGCAAACUAUAUAAAGCAAGCCCGGUUGGCUGCUGGGCACUGCAAGCCAGCAUGGCUCUCCCAAGGUAGGUGGGGAUGGAGGAUUGAUUUCCUUCUUUUCCUUCCUUUCCUCCUUUCACCAGAAGCUGCGCUGCAAGUGAGGAGCGAGUGCCAUGCUGGGGAAGCAGGAUUGAAGGAGCUGCUGCCUGAGACACCAGCCCAGAAGAGCAGCGCGUGCAGCCUUUGAGGGCUGAACAUUGCUUCCAUUUUUCUCCCUUUCUCCUGAUUUUGCUUUUUCCCACCCUCUCCCAUCUGAUUCCCAUCCCUGGCACUUUGUGCUGAAACAAGGGGCACAUCCUCACCCCCUCCCUGCCCCUAGUCCCUGGAGAGAGGAGAACCUCUGCUCCUGGAUGAUGAGGAAAGAAAGAAGAAGGUGGUUGGUAUAACAGAGAAUGGUUUGGUUUCCUCCCUCAGAGCUGUCAGAUGGAUGAAUGCCCUCCUCGGCCUCUCGGUGCUGUUGGUGUGGGGUAAGGCUCCUCUCUCAGUCCCAGGGCUCUCUGUGCAGUUACACCCAUUGAAAUCAGGCUGGUGAAUUCUUCCCUUCUCCCCAUCACCAGCUCUCCCAGACAUGCAACAACACUCCCGUGCCAAGCUGGGAACACAUUUCCUCUCCAUUGCAUUAUAAUUUCUAAGACAUCACCACCCCGCUGCCAAUCUGGGGGCUGGAGGGAUGGAGCUGCUGAUUGGGGGGCAGGGAAUCAGCGUGAUCUCCCUGAUCUGCCCCCUCCAGCCUUGUCCCCAGCCCACGGGAGCCUCUUGGAGCUGCAUCAGAUGAUCUCAAAGGUGACAGGGAGAAAUGCUUUUCUGCAUUACGGCUUCUACGGCUGCUACUGCGGCCUGGGGGGCAAGGGGCAGCCCAAGGAUGACACAGACAGGUGAGAAUUCACUUUAAAACCCCCUUCCCAGACACCUUCUUGAAUAUUUUUAAAUUUCUAGCAUGAGGGGGGAGAAAACUCCAUCCCCAAAGCUUCAAUCUCCUCUGCAGAUGCUGUCAGCUGCAUGACAUUUGCUACCGAAACCUCCUGGAGCACCACUGUAAUGCCAAGACACGGCUCUACCGCUACAGCUGGCGCCGUGGCAGGCUCUCCUGCGGUGAGUAGGGCUCUGGAAAAGGGGGUGUCACCCCCCUAAAGCUGGGGCUGAUCCUGGCUCCCCUCGUCCCGCAGGAGAGGGCUCCCGGUGCAGCUACUUGUCCUGCGAGUGCGACCGCAGCCUGGCGCUGUGCCUGAGGAGGAGCGCGGGCAGCUACAGCAAACUCUACCAGUUCUACCCCAAGAAGCGCUGCUGACCAUGGCAGGGAGCGGGGAUGCGGGCCCGGGGCGUGCGCGGGUCGACACCGCCAUCGCCCCUCAUCCCUGCCCGUGCUGACCGCACCGGAGCGGCCGGAGCUUAAAUAAAGGCAGAAAUAAACAAUGUUCUUGUUCUCGUCCUCUGAGAGCUGCUGCUGCUGCUGGGCAGGGAGAGAAAUCCCCGUAAAUAAUCAGCGUCUUCCCAAAACUUUCCAAGAACUCGGGCUCGGCCCCUGCGUCACCCGAGGCUGCAGCCCACGGGGAGAGGGGGGCUGGCCGGGGGGAAGGGGCGUAGCAGUCCCUGCGUUUGGGACAGACGAGUUCUUUUGGAGCUUCCAGUUGGAGCUCGCGGGCUGGACACGGAGGGCAGGCUCGCCCCGGGAGGACAGACUGACAGCGAGGAGGAUCCUCGGCCCAGGUGAGAGGAAGAUGAAGGUCCUGCUGGUGCUGACGAUACUGUUUGCCUGCAGUGUGUUCACAGCUCACGGGAAGCACCCACGCACGUUCACCCCGGGACUCGAGGGAAGCACCGUAGGAAACCUGACUGCCCAUGGAUGCUACUCGGGAUGGGGCACCUCGAGGGCUUCGGUGGAUCGGUGCUGCCUGCUCCGAGCCUGCUGCUACGCCAGGCUGGCGGAGCGGCGCUGCCGCCUGGGACCCGUCCAGCCCGUCCCCGCGGCCCGGGCAGGGAUCCCCACCUGCAGGUCGGGGACGUGGUGCCAGCGAGGCGCCUGCAGGUGCGAGCGGGCGGCGCGACUGUGCCGGGCUCAGCUCGGCCGGGCUCAGCUCCGCCGCCGCGCCCGGUGCCGGGGACGAGCCGGGCGCUGCUGAAGCAAAAACUCCCUUGGCAAAAGCAUCUCCGGGCUGAUCCGGCGCUUCCCAGCCCUGGCGAGUCUCCUCCUUUCGGGGCUUUUUGGCUUCGAGGACAACGAGCCUCCUCCGGUCAAGUCGCGUCACGGGAUGCGAGGAGGGGGAGCAGCGCUGACGUGAUGUUCCAGCACAGCAAAACAAGGGAGGAGUGGACACCUGCCCCUGGUCCCGGUGAGGGCCGGGAUGGGAAGGGUCCCCCGUGGCAGCCUGUGCGCUCCUCCGCUUCCUGCUUCACAGCAAAUCCCCUCCCGUUGCUCCAAAAUAAAACCAGAGAGCCCAAAGCAGCGGUUCCCGGCGUGCCGUGACUCAGCCGAGCCCUGCGCCCAGCCCUCACCUCGCAGACGGGCUUGCCGUGGAAGUACUCAGCAAAAAUGACACCUGAGAGGUGACACAACUCACCCUCAACUGCCCCAAGUUAGCUCUAAACCUCCAGGCUCCGAAAAUUUCCAGUUUUUCUGAGGGGGGAGAGGUGGAAGCUGGUGGAAGGGCUGGGGGCAGGCACGACGGUGUGGGAGGGCCGGGCUUGGAUUCGAUGACCCUGGUGGGUCCCUUCCAGCUCGGGAUAUUCUGUGAUCCCCUAAAUCUCUGCUGUGACUGGACAGCCGGAGCUUGCCUCACACCCAGUGCUGAGCAAAACAGAGUUCUCACCAGAAAAGAAUGUUUUGGCCCAAUUCUGCAAGAACCCCGAGCACAUCCCUUAGGAAAGGGCAGUUCAGGCAGUGGCUGCUUCUCCCCACUUCAGCAUCCCCAGAUUUUGUGCCUUAGGGUGUUGACCCCAGCAGGUCUCUGUGCUCCAAACCACCUUAUUAGAGGGGCUCAGCAAUGAAAUAAAGCCACAGAAACAACAAUGAAACUUUGUUUCCUCAGGGGCUGAUGCCCAGCUGGAAUUCCCACCCCGGAUUGCCCCGUAGCUGAAAUCAGUGGCACCAGGGAAUAGCCCUGAAUCAGCUUCUGCCGCCCUCCUGCAGCCGUGUGGAACCCUGGGGAGAUGAGGAAGGAGCUGAUGAUUGCAGGGCAUAAACCAAGCAUCAAAUCCUCACCGAGAGGAUGCAUAACCCAGAGAGACUGCAGGCUGGGAUAAACUGAAUCACACUCACCCUUUGUAAAUUGUGGGGGAAUUUUAACCAUCCAUGAAUUUUCCUGCUUGGACAUCCAGCUGUACAAAUCCAUUCAUACAAAUCCUCCAAGUGCUGAUGUUUUGGCUCAGAUACUGCACCUCCCCGGAGCAUUGCAGUAAACUGGGCUGCAAGAGUUGAGGUUUUCAUACUGUGAAACAAACCCCACAGCUUCCCAGGAGGCAUUUGGCUUUGAGGGGGGCUCAUUUCCCAUUUGGAGAAGGGAUCCUGCAAACCUGCCACAGGUAGAGAGGCUGGGGUGGAGAGGCUUUCAGUGGAGCUCAGCCAGUUUGAUGGACAAGAAUAUCCCAUAUUCCUGUGAUAAAACUGGUAGUGGACUUGGAGAAUCCUGAAUUAUGGCAAAUCCUGGUUUAGCCAAUUAACACCAUCCCAGGGGACUACUUAAAUUAGCCCAGAGAGCUGAUGGAGCAAAGGGCCCAUGGCAGAGGGGGAAGAGAUUUUGCUGAGCUGAGUUCCCUGCUCUCAGCAUCUCUCUGAUUCCCACACAAGUCACAUCCUUGUUCCCUGCCUCAGUUUCCCCACCAGCCCAGGGGGGAUUUCCGCCCCUGCCUCAAUGCCUGCCCAUGCUGGGGUUCCUCAAAAAGCACCACAGAGCAGCUCCAAUCUCUGCCAGAAGAUAUCUGCUAAAUGAUUGUUCUGUACCACCAAUUUAAUCAGGGAUUCUCCCUGAGCAAAUGACACAAGCUGCCUCUUUCCUCCACCUUCCAUCAUACAUCACUUGCAUUUUUUCUUCCCUGCCACUUCCCUUAUUUUGCUUCUAAAUAAAGGUGAACCACAAACCUCA